Molecule: messenger RNA, 1568 nt
Organism: Carlito syrichta (Philippine tarsier)
Lineage: Eukaryota; Metazoa; Chordata; Mammalia; Primates; Tarsiidae
Gene: NECAB2
Product: N-terminal EF-hand calcium binding protein 2
Exons: 13
Coding region: 1-1008 (335 amino acids)
Biological process (GO): regulation of amyloid precursor protein biosynthetic process
Cellular component (GO): cytoplasm
Molecular function (GO): calcium ion binding
Source: RefSeq, a predicted model, not a curated record
AUGGGUGUGCAUGUGCAGGCUUGUGUGUCUGUCGGUGUGGCCGGGGGCAGGCUGAUUUUCCGCCGUGCAGACAAAAACGACGAUGGAAAACUGUCCCUGGAGGAGUUCCAGCUCUUCUUUGCAGACGGUGUCCUCAAUGAGAAAGAACUGGAGGCUCUCUUUCACACUAUUGAUUCUGACAAUACCAACCACGUGGACACCAAGGAGCUGUGUGAUUACUUUGUGGACCACAUGGGGGACUAUGAGGACGUCCUGGCCUCCCUGGAGACCCUGAAUCACUCUGUCCUGAAGGCUAUGGGCUACACCAAGAAGGUGUACGAGGCUGGGAGCAACGUGGACCAGUUCGUGACCCGCUUUCUCCUGAAGGAGACGGCCAACCAGAUCCAGUCGCUGCUGAGCUCCGUGGAGAGUGCCGUGGAGGCCAUUGAGGAGCAGACCAGCCAGAUCCGACAGAACCACGGCAAACCCGGUGUGGCCGAGACCUGGCAUGGAAGCCCUGCUCUCCCCUGUGCCCCCAACCACAAGCCCAUGGCCACGGAGCAAGGGAAGGGCCUUCGGGCUGUCUCUGAGGACCUGAAGGAGGAAGGCCUGGAAGCCCAGAUCAGCCGGUUGGCAGAGCUCAUUGGGAGGCUGGAGAGCAAGGCACUGUGGUUUGACUUGCAGCAGCGCCUCUCAGAUGAGGAAGGCACCAACAUGCACCUGCAGCUGGUCCGGCAGGAGAUGGCUGUGUGCCCCGAGCAGCUGGGCGAGUUCCUGGACUCCCUGCGCCGGUACCUGCGUGGCACCGCUGGAACAGGAAACUGCUUCCACAUUGCUGCUGUGAGGCUGUCGGACGGCUUCACUUUCGUCAUCUACGAGUUCUGGGAGACGGAGGAAGAAUGGAAGAGGCACCUGCAAAGCCCCGUGUGCAAGGCGUUCCGGCAUGUCACAGUGGACACGCUCAGCCAGCCUGAGGCCCUGUCCAGGAUCUCGGUGCCAGCUGCGUGGUGCACUAUGGGCCGAGACUGACCGUCCACCGCCGAGGCCUGCGAGGAGCUGCCCCUGCCCCUUCUUCUUGUAAAGGGCAUCUCCCCUUUUCUAGAAACUUCGGUAUGUGAGCUGUCUUUUCAACUCGCUCCUCCACGAGAACGUGCCUCCCCGCCCUGAGACGUGCCAGGUCCCCUUCCGCCUCCCCAAGCCCCCCGGGGCUGGCAGAGCAGCGGCUGUGCUGUCGGGUCCUGCAAGCCAGAGGCUGGGGUGACAGGGGCUUCUGGGAGCCAGCCCCCCCCACAUUCCCAGCCUCUCCCCACCCCUUAGACAGCCACGCAUGCCCCACCCCCACUAGGCCUGGGCCUCUGGCCUCUAUUCCAACUGCUGAGGCCCAGCAGGACUCGCCCCUGCCAGUGCCACUGCUCUGUCCCCGCCUUCCCUGUGGACCUCCCUCUACCUGGUAGAGCCGCGACCCCGUAGUGCCCAACCCAGGCCUGGGCCGGGCCCGCGUGUGGCAGUAGACCCCAUGUAGCCAGUGUCCGGAGAGGCUGGCGGCCACCGCAGGCACAGGCACCAAAUAAAUGCUGGUUGGGAACGGC